AUGGCUCCGCGCGGGGGUCUCCGCGAAGCGUCGCAGCCUCCGCCGGUCCCGUUCCAGACGCCGCCGGCCGAGCCGUUCCCGGUCCGGCCGCAGAGCAGCGACUCGUUGAAGGGGCGCGGAGCCUCCAUCCUCGGCGGGUCCUCCGCGCCGGGCGCUCAGCGGCGUGGCGUCGCGGCCGGCAGCCCAGGCAGACUGACGCCCCCUCCUCGCCCGCCCGCCUCCGCCGCCGCCGCCGCCUCCGCCGCUGCCUCCUCCCCCUUCGCUCGCCGCCGCCUCUGCAGCCGCCCGGCUCAAGGCUGCUGCCACCCCGAGCCCGACACCCAGCACGCCGGAGCAGCAGCGCCCCCGGACGGCGGACGGGGGCCCUCGCUGCGCCCGGGAGCUGCGGUCCGCGGCGCAGGCGGGGCGCUCUGCACAUGCCCCGGGGGCGGGGGCGGAGCGCCGGCCAAUCACAGGAUGGCCGAGUGGGAAGGGAACCCAGGGGUCAUCUAGCUAACCCCCUGCCAUGCAAAGAAGGAGGGCCGCUCUGGAACAGCUUGGCGCGCCGAGGCUCACCCUUGAGCAUGGGCAGAGUUCGGGGCAAAGGACACUUUUCCCGGGUGGCGAGGCGCUUUCCACACGAGGGCCGCACCCCGUGCCCCAGGGCAUGUGCAGAGUGCCUUUAUCCCCAGGCUCCCUGGUCUUUCGGGGAAGAAGGUCGGCCGGCCGGCGCUCAACUCCAGCCAGCCAGGCGCAGUGCGGGGGGCAGCAAGAGCCCCCACCCCACCCCUGCGCGGGCCAAACUGCUGGCCCUCGGGCUCCUCGAGUGGGGGUGGGGGUGGCGUCUCCCAGCAGCAGCCCCGAGCCGGAAAGCCGACGCCGUGUUUGCUGGGGGAGGGGCGGAGGCACCUGACCGCCCCCCCCCGCUGUUGACACAGGUGGUUGUUUACCUGGCCGAACGGCAGCCAGGUAAGUGCUGCCUGCGGGUCCGAGCGGGGGAGGGAGCCUGGCAGCCGCAGAGGGGGGCUGCUCCUCCCUCAAAGCCUCCCAAGGUGCCCCCCCGUGGCACAUCGCCUCCCCUUGACCACUCCCCCCCCCCCCCACGAUCCGAGAGGGGAGAAUUUUGA
Messenger RNA from Podarcis lilfordi (Lilford's wall lizard), 1106 nucleotides. Lineage: Eukaryota; Metazoa; Chordata; Lepidosauria; Squamata; Lacertidae. The record is from the annotation of a GenBank genome assembly.